ACCUCUCGGCUAAUCGCCUGGUGCAAAUCUAAUGAUGAUGAAUGCAUAAAACUCUUCUCCGAUUCUGUGAAGGACACCAAAGACCAGGGGAGGAAGAAGAAGCAGAGCGGUACUCCAAAGGAAACAUACUACUUGCAGCUUGCAAAUGCUAUAUUUUCAAAUGACGAGGAUCCUGAAGUACGGCGCCUCUUCCGGACAAAGCCUGGCACUUUGAUUAAGCUUGUC
This is a messenger RNA of Suillus plorans, 225 nucleotides long. RefSeq lists its product as uncharacterized. The transcript has a single exon. The record is from RefSeq and is a predicted model, not a curated record. The annotation marks the transcript as partial. Lineage: Eukaryota; Fungi; Basidiomycota; Agaricomycetes; Boletales; Suillaceae.